Messenger RNA from Dioscorea cayenensis subsp. rotundata (Guinea yam), 669 nucleotides. RefSeq names its product blue copper protein 1a-like. Gene Ontology annotation, cellular component: plasma membrane. The coding region runs from base 64 to 513 and encodes 149 amino acids. NCBI's taxonomy places the organism in Eukaryota, Viridiplantae, Streptophyta, Magnoliopsida, Dioscoreales, Dioscoreaceae. Gene Ontology annotation, molecular function: electron transfer activity. The record is from RefSeq and is a predicted model, not a curated record. The transcript is spliced from 2 exons.
GUGUGUGUAUAUAUAUAUUGAACCAACAAACAAAUUAAGUUCAUAUUAGAUUAUUAUAUAUAUAUGGAUUCCAAGCAAAUGUUUGCCACCUUUGUCUUCAUAGCCAUGGCACUACUCCCCACAACCAUUCAUGCAAUUGAGUACAUUGUUGGAGAGGAUAAUGGUUGGACAGAGAACUUUGAUUAUCAAGCAUGGACUAGUGAUAAAGAGUUCAGGGUUGGAGACAUUCUUGUGUUCAAGUACGAAGUUGGCAAGUAUGAUGUAAUAGAGGUAACUCCGGCGGAAUUUUUAGCUUGCGAGGCGUUUUCGGAGGCAGAGCCACCAGUGACUUCCGGUGAAGAAAUCAUCAUACUGUUAAGUGAGGGGUAUAAGUUUUACAUCUGUGGAAAAGAUAAUGGUAACCAUUGCUUAUUAGGACAAAGGCUUGUGAUAGAUGUUCUUCCGGCCAUCACCAAUAUUAAUGUUACUCAAGAGCCUUCACCUUCACCUGAGCACUUUCAUUUGCUUAAUUAAUUAUGAUCACCAUGUAAUUAAAUUAUAUGGUCAAGAUCAACUCCUUUAUAUAAAUAUAUAUAUAUAUAUAUAUGGUGAUCUUGUAUAUUAUAGUAUGUAUUGUCAUAAAUAUUUUAUUAAUAAGAAAAAAAAGAAAUAAAUGAAUAUUUAGAGUAA